This is a messenger RNA of Ceutorhynchus assimilis (cabbage seed weevil), 2490 nucleotides long. The record is from the annotation of a GenBank genome assembly. NCBI's taxonomy places the organism in Eukaryota, Metazoa, Arthropoda, Insecta, Coleoptera, Curculionidae.
AUUUAUUUACCUUUGUUGUUUCCUUCCACAAUCCACAAUCUUAUUUAUUUUUAAAACAUUAUUUAUCAACAUCUAAAAUUAAUUUAGGCGUAAUUUAAUGAUUGCUAGACAAAGCUUUUUCGUAAACGUACAAUGUCUGAGCAAAAUUUACUAUCUGGCAUAGCCAAUUUGCUGCGUCCUGUAAGUACAGACGUUUUCAAAGGUAAAGGGAAACUGUGUCUUUCUACAGUUUAUUUAAACAAAUUGAAUAAGGCGUUUGAUGAAAAUGUGCCUGAAGAACUGACAUCGUCCUUCCAUCCUACUGAAGAAAAAGCAUCUUUGCAGAAGGAUUUGCAGUUUUUGUUUGAUCUAGUGAAAGGUACUGUAGCGUUAAAAGUUACCCCAGACCUUUUGGAAGACCUAGAAAGUACUGUUGUUAACGUGAAACGAUUUCAAAACAUCAAACUGCUAGAAAUCCACAAAAUCGACAUAGCAAACGUGAUAGGGAUCCAAAAACUAAGAUCAAACAUCGAAGAACUAACUUGCAUGUACAACCUAAUCAAUUUAGCUGAUAUAUUGGACAAAUGCGGCGGAGAUUGUAGCCACAAAUUUAACUGGGCCGAAUUGAAAAGGGCAAAUUUCUCUCACAACCGUCUACAUACAAUUGAUACGAGUUUUGAGUGCACCCCUUGGCUACAAAUAUUAGAUCUGAGCCAUAAUUGUAUAACGAAUUUAGAUUGGAUCGAUCAUUUGCCAAAUUUAAAAAGGUUGAAUUUGUCUUAUAAUCGUUUGGAAAAAGCACCUAGAUUUAAAGGACUAAUCUGUAAAAGACUGCAAGUUUUGCUUUUAAACAACAACUUUAUAGAAGAUAUCUCAGGCCUAGGAACUUUAUGUGACCUCCUCCAACUGGACUUGGCUCAAAAUUGCCUGAACGACCAUGUCACUCUCCUCUCCAUUUCACAGUUGCCUUCCUUAUCUUCGCUAGAUUUACGUGGAAACCCUAUUAAUUUCCACCCUCUGCACAGGACAGUUACAUGCAAUUAUUUAAAUAAAAACACGGCCCCUUUGAGUUUUGUUUUGGACAAUAUUCCUUUGACAAGAACAGAAAAAUCUUUGGCUGGUUCUUUGUAUCCUUUAAAUCAGGGUUCUCUAGGGUCUAAUGGAAGUUAUUCUUCGCAAAAUUCAUUAGAACAUUCUGUACAAGAGAGGCCUAGGAGAGUAAGGAAUGUGCCUAUACAGGAAGGGUACGAUAUUGUAGUAAAGGAAAAGAAGUUAGAUGUGGUUGUUCCAUCGCCAAGAAGUACUAACAGAAGUCAUCUAGACAUAAAAAAUAAGAUUGAAGAAUUUCGAAGACAACAUGGUGAAAAUUGGAUGUCCUAUGCAGCAGGAGAAAUAUUUCAGGAAGUACUAAAGUUUCCUGAACCAUCUAAAGCAUCAACAUCGUUUAAAGAUUACCAGCCUAAUCUAGACACUAUAUCUUGUGAAAGUGAACACCCAAAUUCUUUUGUCUCAGCACCUGACAUGGUUUUGAAUGUAGAUAAUCCUGAUACAACAAACGAGUCUUUUGUUACUUGUUCUCAUGAAGUAAACAAUGGAAAUGAUUCUGUAGAAGACAUAUUCAGCAAUAGUCAAGUAGAGGAAUCUACAAUAGAGCCUCCAUCUGAUGACGAGGAUUUUGACCAAGGAGAAAUUUUUGUUGGUGGUACCGCACCAAAUUCAGAUGAUCUAUGUAUAGUUGUAACUGAAACGCACUUAUCAGAAAGAGAUAGUGUAACUAGCAAAGAAAAAGCCAGAUGGCAUAUAAACGUUGUAAAAUCAUGCCAAAAAGGCGAAAAUCCUAAUGAAGUAAAAAUAAUAUUUGACACUCUGAGAAGGGAUCGCUCUGCCAGAAACUACUACAUCGAAGAAGCGGAAAAAUUUGUAAAUUUAAUAUCUGAGGGCAUGAUAAAAAAUAAAUUACCAGAAAUUCGGAUUCAGUAUCAGUGUAUGAAGUGUAACAACUCGUUUUCGAAAACCAAAAAAACCAGUACUGUGUUGGACGAAGUUAAAGUGACAUGUCCAAAGUGUGAUAGUAAUUUUGUUGUUGAGUCUAAAUAAAUAUAUAUAUAUAUAUAUAUAUAUAUAUUUUUUGUUAAAGACAAAUACACUCAUGAUCUCUCUAAACUCGGGUCUAUUAUCAUUAAAAUGGGUGUUUUGGAGUAGAGCCAAAGUCCACAGUGAAAAAUAUUUAUUGCCGAUUUGUUUUAUUUAUUUUUAUGUGAUGAAUAUAUGCAAUAAAUAUUUAUAUAUGUAAUUAUAUGCAACAUUGUAUUUAUUUUUGUUUUAUGAGGUAUUUGUUUUUGAUUUAUUUGAAAGAUGAAGCAUUUUCUUUCAGCACAAUAAUAAUAUUUUGUAUAUUUAUGUAAAAACUGUGUCACUUUUUCAGGUAUACAUAUUGUUUCUGAGAAUAUUUUAAACUAUUGUUAUUUAAUGAAUUAUAAAUUUGUUACCUAUUAAUAUAUUUUUAUUUAA